Messenger RNA from Aphidius gifuensis, 8538 nucleotides. RefSeq names its product homeotic protein antennapedia (gene Antp). NCBI's taxonomy places the organism in Eukaryota, Metazoa, Arthropoda, Insecta, Hymenoptera, Braconidae. Bases 2316 to 3359 code for a protein of 347 amino acids. The record is from RefSeq and is a predicted model, not a curated record. The transcript is spliced from 3 exons. Gene Ontology annotation, biological process: anterior/posterior pattern specification; negative regulation of transcription by RNA polymerase II. Gene Ontology annotation, cellular component: nucleus. Gene Ontology annotation, molecular function: DNA-binding transcription factor activity, RNA polymerase II-specific; RNA polymerase II cis-regulatory region sequence-specific DNA binding.
GCUGCGAAAGCACCAGAAUAAAAUACACGAAUCACAGUCGUCCCAUCUCUUGGAUACAUUAAACGUAAAUAAUUUUUUUAUCACAAUUAUCAUUACCUCAUUUUUGAGGGUAUUAAAAAAAACAAGCUAAAAAGUAUUUGAAAAAGUGAAUUUUAAAAUUUGGUAUUCAUGUCAAACUGAUUGUCAUCAAUGUUGUGAAAAAUUUUUGUAUUGUGAAGUUGAGUUUACGCAGGUAUAAUUAGUAAUAUGUGUAAAAUUAAAUUUGUCAUGUCAUUAAUCGUUGAAGAUCGUUGAAUGACAAUAACAAUUUGUUGACAUUUAAAAUAUAUAAAUUUAUAUUGCAUAAUUAUGUACCAAAAAUAUUCAUGGUAUUUAAUGUUUACUUUUAUUUAAGUGUAACACAAAUAAUCAAGCAAAAACAUCUUGACUUGAAGACUCCAAGUGAAUAUUGUUGAAAGCAGAUUGAAAAUAAAUAAAAAAAGAAAUAAAAAACAACAUAACUCAGUGUUCAAGUAUAGUGCAAGAUCAAAGUUUGAUGUUGAAUAAAAAAAAAAAAUAUUUUGGCAACUGGUACUGUAUACAAAAGUUACAAUGUCAAACAGGUAACUCAAUGUGACGUAAAUUCCAAACGUUAAUCAACCGUCACCUGUGACGAGACUCAGGAUUUCGGUAAAAAAAAAAUUAUAUACAAAGAUCGAUAGCAUAUUUUAUACAUUACAAAACAAAAAUUUAAUAAUAAAAAAAAAAAAAACAAAAUGCCUCCUCUUUAAAUAAUAUUUAUAAAAACAUUUUAUGUAAAAAAAUCUUAAAUUGUUUAUAAAUUAAAAAAUUUAAAACUAAAAGAAUGAAAUAAUAACAAAGCAAUUUAAAACGUACUAAAAUUAAUUUACAACGUACUCAUCUAAUUCAGUGAUAAAAAAAAUAAUGAAAUAAUAACUGCAAUUACUUGACUAGUCAAACAUAAAGUACUUGGAAUACUAAAACAAAAUAGUCGCUCAUUUUUUAUUACUGUUUAUCGACAGCCAAGGAGACUUAUAUAAUAACCAAAUAAUUAAUAAAUAAUGAAAAUAAAAAACACAUAAAAUGUUGUUAAGAUUGUGUAAAUAAUUAUAUUUCGGACCAAAAAAAAAAAACAAUCAAGUGGAGGAUAAUAAUUAUUUUUAAAGCAUAAAUUAUUAUAAAUAAUUAAUCAUCAAAGUAUAUAAAAAAAAGCAAGCAAAUAUAUAUAUUAUUAUAUGUACACUAAAAGUUUGUGUAAUUGAAAAUUAAACAGUACAUAUAUUAUGUGUAAUGGCAGUAAUUUAUCUUUCCAUAAUGAAUAUAAACUAGAUGAAUAUUUAAGUGAUAAUAAAAAGACAAAUGUAUCAUCAAUUGUGUUUAAUAAUACGGUGACUGUCGUUGCUUGCGACGGCAGUUACAAAUAUAUUAUUAUCAAUAAUAACAAUAUUAAAAAUACUGAUUUACAAUAUAAUAAAUGUCAAAAAAAAUCAUUAUUAUAUUUUGAUAAAAGAGAAUAUCAAAAAUAUUUUAAUUACGUGUAUUGGUGUCAGCCAAGACGGGGUCCAGCACCGGGGAGAAUACAAGGCCCCCGGUGCAGGCAAACGCGGCCGAGAUAAAAUAUUUCAUUUUAAAGCAGGGUGUAACAACGGCCCUAAAGACGCGGGCACGCACAAUCGCCUCGUCUGCCAGGGGCAGAAUCGAGUGGCGACGGCGCCGACGGAGAAGACGAAAAAAGAGAAAACGACGAAGGUGCGGCGUUGCAUCGUCAGCGAGCUGGACGGGAAAUCAAACAAUAUCAUUGACGAUAGUGGUUUGUUGUAAAUUUUAACAUCAUUAUAGUACUUCAUCUUAACAGGUGAGAAACAUUAAUGGAGUGAUAAACCUGGUCGUAUAUAAAGCGUCAACGCUAUUUUAAAACUAAAAGUUUUGUGUUUCAAUUGUUUAAAGUGAUCAGCCAGAGUGAUAGUGAAAUUUAGCGAUAUGUAGCAACGCAUUCAAUGUAGUGAUGUUGUGAAGGUGAAUCUGAGUACAAAAAAAAAAAAAAAAGAAAAAAAAAAUAAUAAAUCUCAUUCUAAUCUUAUUAAAGUGUACGUACGUAAUCAAAUUUUGGAUACAACAAAUAAUUAAGUUAGUUACAGUGUGAAUAAUAAGUGAUUUUUAUGUCAGUACAAAAGUGAUUGUAUUGUGUAUUAUAAUAAAUUUUUUUUUAUUAUAAUUAUAAAUUAUAAAUUAAAAAAAAAAAAAAAGCUAUAUAUAUAUAUAAAUAAAUAAAUAAAAGUGGGGAGCGUGAGAUUACUGGUGAUAGUUGUAAUAGCAUGAGUUCGUAUUUUGCGAAUUCGUACAUUCCAGACCUGCGCAAUGGCGGGGUGGAUCAUUCCCAUCAACAUCAGCAGCACUAUGGUGCUGCGGUUCAGGUGCCUCAACAAGGCCAAAGUGUUCAACAACAGCCACAACAAGCAGCUGAUCCAUGUGAUCCAAGCAUGCUUCGACAAGGUGUACCAGCUCAUCAUUAUGGUGCAGCAGGUACACAACAAGGUAUUCCAUAUCCAAGGUUUCCACCUUAUGAUAGAAUGGAUAUACGAACAGCAGCAUAUUAUCAACAACAAGAUCAUACAAGUAUGGAUGGUAUGUCGGGGUAUAGAUCAGCAUCACCUGGUACGGGGAUGGCUCAUAUGGGCCAUACACCAACACCAAAUAGUCAUCCAGCAACACCAAUUGUCUAUGCGAGUUGCAAGCUCCAGGCGGCGGCGGUGGAUCAUCAGGGUAGUGUACUUGAUGGUCCAGAUAGUCCACCUCUUGUUGAUAAUCAAAUGCAUCAUCAAAUGCAUACACAGCAUCAACACAUGCAAGCACAACAACCACAUCAACAACAAUCACAACAUCAGCAUAUACAAACACAACAACACAUGAUGUAUCAGCAGCAACCGCAACAGCCAAAUAGUCAACCUCAACCUGGUGCAAUGCUACCGCAGCAACAAGCACAAACGCAGCAGCAUCAAUCUGUUGUUGCAUCACCUCUCAGUCAACAGCAACAGGGUGGACCCCAAGUUGCAUCAAAUGCCAAUUUACCCAGUCCAUUGUAUCCCUGGAUGAGGAGUCAAUUUGAAAGGAAGCGAGGACGACAAACGUAUACACGUUACCAAACCCUAGAAUUGGAAAAAGAAUUUCAUUUUAAUCGAUACCUGACGAGGCGAAGAAGAAUUGAAAUAGCCCAUGCACUUUGUUUAACAGAAAGACAAAUAAAAAUUUGGUUUCAAAAUAGAAGAAUGAAAUGGAAAAAAGAAAAUAAAACAAAAGGUGAACCAGGCUCAGGUGAUGGUGAUACUGAUAUUUCACCACAACCUUCACCACAAGGUUGAAAUUUUCUUAACUAAUUGAGAUAAAAAAUUAAAAAAUCAACAUAAAAGAGUUAAUAUCAUUUAAAGAUAUUAUCAUCUUUUAAAGUUUGCAAUUAAUGCAAUCUUGUCCUCAAGCACUACCUCCAAUUUUCCAAUAUACUCAUCCUUAUCCAACAUGAUCAUUAAUAAUUGAAUUGAUAAUAAUAGUUUUCCUUUUUUUUCCCUCCUUUCCUCCCUUUAAAUAAUUCCUUAUCCUACGAGAUUCCAUGCGAUAUGACUUCCAAAUGACGAUUGUCUUGUCGUGUUAUAAUCAAGUUGCUCGUACCAAAAAUAUGACAAAGAUAAAUAAAACAAUAAAAAACAAAAAAAAAUGAUUAUUGAAUCGUAAUUGUGGACGUACUCAAGACAGUGAUGGUGAACGAAAUAAAAAAGAAAUUGGAUAAAUCAGUGGAAAAAAAAAUUUAAAAAAAAAAAAAUUUUAAACACGGGAAUGCGCAAUUCUAAAGAAACAAGAAUAAAUGAGAUAAUUAUUAAGAGAAUAAGGAAAUAAAAAAAAAUUAAAAAACAAAAAAAUAACAAAAAAAAAUUGAAAAUUAAUUUAAAGAAAAAUGCGAUGUUAGAAAAAAACUGGAUCACAUGCUAAUCAGAACCACGUUAACCUCUAUUACGUUUAAUCGAAUGUAAAUUACGAAAACUUAGCUAUAAAUUAAAUAUGUAUGUAUAUACUGUCAUGCAUACGUAUAUAUAUAUAUAAUAUAUAUUUAUUAUGUAUGUAUAUAUGUACAGACAGAGAGUAAGAUAGAGUGAAAGAUAGGGCAAGAGAGAAAAUAUAUCUAAUUUAAAUAUACAAAAAAAUAAAAAAAAAAGAAAAAAAAGUAAAUAUGAUGAAAUUAUAUAAUAGGUGUAAUAAUUUGAUUAUCCUGUGAAUUUGUCUUAUGAGUACGUGUGUGUUUAUCAAGUAAAACAAAAUAAUUAUAAUUAUAAUGAGAGGAAGAGAGAGAGAGAGAAUGAGAGCGAUUGUUGGGUAUUGUAUUUUUUUGUUUAUUACCUUUCUCAUAAUGGCAUUGAUCAUAUUUAUCGAAUUUUCUUUUAGCUAUGAAUAAAUAGAAGAAUAUAAUGAUGAUCGAGUUUUUAAGAAAAUGUUUUGUUUAUUUAAAAUGAAGAAAAAAAUAUAAUUGUAUAUUGUAUAACAUUGGUUGAUAAUUGGUGUCUUUUGGGGUGAAUGAAAAAAUGCAGUGUGGUUGAGUCGGGGUGGUGAGUUUGUAUAAAAGACGAACCAAAGACAAGUCGUUGACUUUUCUUUUGCUAGUCAACUGCAGCUUUUUAUUCAUGCCAAAUUUAUCAUAUUUAUUCCAAGUUAUACACUAUAUUUUUCCUGUAACCCACUGUGAAUAUACUGCACAAAUUUUAAUGAGUAAGGAGCCACAGUCCUGCAUGAUUCCUUAAACGUGUGUAUAUGUGAGUUUAAAAAUUUUUUUUUUCAUUAUUUAUUUUAUUUUUAAUAAAUGCAAUAAACAAAUAAUUUUACACGAGAAUUUAUAAUCUUGUAGGAUCGUUGGUACUUUAAAUAUUAAAAUUCGUGCUAAUUGUUUUCUUUUUUUUUCUUGUUUUCUUUAUUUUCCUAGUGGAUUUAUGGAAAAUAUAUAUACUUGAAAAAAUUAAAUGAGGAUUCUGGAAUGCUCAACGAGGGUUAACAUAAGAUUCGUGCCAAUGUGUUUAUUAAAUCAUCAAAUAAAAUUCAAUGAAGUAAAAAAAUAAAGUGUAUUGUCUGAAAAAAGUUGUACAAAAAAAAUCCUAGUGAAGUUGUUUUUGUUUUUUAAUUAAUAAAGUGGUGAUUUUAAUAAAAGUGAAAUAUUAUUUUAAUGAAUUAAAUUAACAAGAGGAGAUUAUGAUGAUAUAAGUUUUGCCUGAGUGGGGGCAUUUGACGAAUCCAUCAAUAGACCCGAUCAGCAAAGAUACAUUGUCAAACUAUGAAACACAUCUUCGUCGUUCUACAUCGUACCAGGUCAGUCCUGUAACAAAAAAAAAAAAAGACAAUUGUAAAAAAGCUAAAUUUGAUUUUUUUUUAUUUGCUAUUUAAUGAGAAUCAGAUGGAGUUUUUUUUUUUUUUUUUAUACAAAAUUUUGAGAAUACCACUGGUUGAAAUAAAUAAUGUUUAAAUUUUUUAUCAUUAGAAUGUUUUAUAGUUUUUCGCGUGUCAUUCUUAGAAGUAAUAUGAAAUAAAAAAUUUAAAGAACAAAAAAAUUAAUAAAAAUUAAUAUAAGGUUAUGAUAACGACAAAAAAAUCAAGCCACCAACAAAAUGCAAUAUGUAUUUUUUUUAUUUUAAAUUAUUUUGAGCAAAUGUAUUUGUAAAAAUUAAUGAAAAUUUUUGAAAAAAUAUAAAAUUAACUUCAGCUUUUUAAAAUUAUUAUUUUAGCAUGAAAUAUUGAUUAGAAAAUUUUUCAAAAUUUAAAUAUUAUUACUUUUUUAAUUUUUCUAUUAAAUGUGUCGAUAAUUUUAAGAAAUACAUAUUUGCAAAAUUAUAAAAUUAAAAUAAAAAUAACACAAUUGUAGGCUUGUUCAAUUUAAAAAUUUAUUUCGAUAAUUAAUUGAAUUAUCAUUUACUAAAUAAAAAAAAAAGAAAUUAUAAGAAAAAAAUGCCAGAAUACGUAAUUAAAUUGAAUUUAAAAAAUUCAGAAUUUAUAUUCUGUUUGGAAAAAAAUUAAAAAUUAAUAUACAAAUUGACAAACAACCCAGUGACUUGAGCUGAAUAGGAAUCAAUAUUUAAACUGAUAUAUGUGAUCAUGGUCCAUGAUGCCUAAUUUCAUUAAAUAUUUAUUUAGAAUUUUUUUUUUUUUAUUGCGAGAAAUGUACAUAUACUUGUAAUCGCAGACAAAAUUAUAUGAUAACAAUAUUUUCAAAUACCACUUCUUCCUCUUUUACUUGCUUUCUAAUUUUCUAUUAAGUAAUUUAUUUAAAUUCAAUUAUUUAUAAAUUCAUUAUCAUUUAUCAUGCAAUUUAAAAAUUAAAAAAACCUGUCAACAAACUUCGAAAGUAUCAUUCAAAUGAUUUUUCAUGUAAUUUAUUAACAAACUGAUGACUGCAUAAAUUUUACUCAAAAGAAAAGCCAAUUGAUUCAAAUAUUUUAAUGAUUUGCAUACAAUUAAAUCAAUACCAUUUUUUUUUUAUUCAAACAAUCAUAAAUAACAAAAAAAAAAUAUUAAAAAAAAGUAAUAAAUAAAUGUUUUUAUCACAAUUUAUAAUCUUUUUAAUUAUUUAAAUUUGCGUGCUGAUGAUAAUUGUCUAAAAGUGCAAUAAUACGAUUGGCACAUUUUUUAUUUUCUUUCGUUUUUAAAUAAUAAAUUUAUAUAUGCAUGUAUGACUGCUACUAAUUUUUAUUAUUCACAUACAAGUGUUAUUAUUAUUAUUUAAUUGUUUGAUUUUAUUUUUUAUGUCAAAUCAUAUCUCAAUUUGUACAACCUGCCAAAGAAAUUUCGGCCUUUUGUUGCCUGUCAAACUACAAGAUAGUUGUGUAAAGUGGCAGCUAUAAAUUAUAGAUUAUAAUUAUUAUUUAUAAAAAUUUUUAUAUAUUAAAAAAAUUAUUUUUUGAAUCAUAAAUAAAUUUACUUGAAUGAGGAUAUAAUUAAUCAUAAAAUUUAAAUUUUUAUAAUAUUUAAAUAAUGAUAAUUUUUCAAAUAAGUAAAAUAAUAAAUAAAUAAAUUAUUAUUUAAUUUUUUUAAAAUGAUUUUAUUUUCAAAAAUUGACCCCAAUAAGUGUUUUAUUUUAUUUUCAUUUUUUAAUAUGAGGAAAUAUUUAAGCUCCCAAUAUUUUAUUGAUUUUUAUUUUAUUUUUUAUUGGCAGGAUAAAAUACGAUGCUUGACAGCAUCCAAUUUGUGAAUUCUGCACGUUUCUUAAUGUGCAUAGGAAAAGUAGGUACCUGUUUAUUUUUUUUCUACUGAAAAAAAAAAGAAAUUAAAUAUACUAGAAAUAAUGAUAGAUUAAAGAGUAGUAAAAAUUAUUUAUUUAGUAGUAUAGAGAAAAAAAAAAAAAGUAUAUAGUCUACGAGUCAUUUUUAUAUAUCUAUAUAGAAAGCUUCAAUUGAUAAGAAAAGCAAGGGUAAAAGCACGUGGUGAGGGUCGAAAAAAAAGGUAUUUGAUUUAUGUUAUCGUAUUUUUUUAUUACCAUAAAACGAGUUGACAAUAUCAAAAAAAAAAAAAAAAAAUUCAUUGUACUCAUAAUGACCCUUUGAAUUUUGUUAUCUUAAUCAUUUUCCAAAAAAAAAAAAAAAAAAAACAAAUGUUUAUAAUAAUUAUAUCACUGACUAGGAUCCAAUAAUAUUGACGUUAAAAAUAUCGAUCUCUAAGGCUCAAGUUUUGUAUAAAUAAUUAACUAAAUCAAAGCAGAAUUAAUAUAUAAAACUUUUUUUAAAAAAAAAAAAAUCUAAAAACGUUACUUCACGUUAUGAUAAAUAUGGAGCUAAUAACCAAAAAAAAAAAAAAACAAAAGAAAAAAAAAAAAUGAAUAAAUAAAUAAAAUAAAUAAAAGUGUGAGUAUGAUAGUAUAUAUUGAUAUAAUAUAUUUAUGACGAAAUUCAAUAUAGUCUGGACUGAUCGGGGUGUGGUCCAAGGUCAUGAUGAUGAGUCGAAUGUUUAUAAUUGAAUGUUUGUCGUCAUUCCAUUCGCGUAAGAAAGUUGAAUGAAUCCUCUUGUUGCAAAAAUAGCUCUGGAGUAACUAUAUAAUAUUUAUAUAGAAAAUUAUUAAUGAAAAAAAAUAUAUAUAUAUUUAAUUAUAUACACAUAUAAUUGUGUGAUUUCAUAUGAAUAUAUAUGAAACUUGAAACAUGUAAAAUUUCAAUCAAUAAAUUUCUUAAUACUCUGAUGCAACAGAAAUAGCUAAAAGUAUUAACACAUGUAUAUGUAUGCGAGCAUUUGUAUGUGUAUAUGUAUAUACUGUAUCAUCUAUUGAUAAAAAAAAAAUAUAUAUACACAUACAUGUUUAUGUAGAUAAGUACUUUUUGCGAUAACGAAAAAAUAAAUAAAUAAAUAUUUAAUUUUGUAGUGUCUUGCAUAAUGUAAACUAAAUGUACACCGGAAAAUAAAAGUGCAGGAAACGCAGAUAAAUAAAACAAUAAAAAUAAAUUCGAAUACAUCAUAAAAAAUUUAAUAAAAAAAAAAAAAAUGAUAGCUUCUAUGACCAUUAGUGUACUAUUAUUACCACCA